This is a messenger RNA of Myxocyprinus asiaticus (Chinese sucker), 7064 nucleotides long. It is a transcript of the gene anks1aa, whose product is annotated as ankyrin repeat and SAM domain-containing protein 1A. Lineage: Eukaryota; Metazoa; Chordata; Actinopteri; Cypriniformes; Catostomidae. The record is from RefSeq and is a predicted model, not a curated record. The transcript has 27 exons. Gene Ontology annotation, cellular component: cytosol. The coding region runs from base 214 to 3732 and encodes 1172 amino acids. Gene Ontology annotation, molecular function: protein binding.
AGGAAGUUUGAACGGAGACGCUAGGAGAGAAAGUUCACCCGGAGCGGCAGCGUUUGGAGCGGGAAUAAUACGAUAACAGCCGCCGCUGGUGGACCGGAGCUGGAAGAACGCGCGCUUUGAACGCGCUUGGAUGCGUGUUGCGGCGUUGAAGAGGUGUAAAGUGGAUUCGUGUGCCCGUGUGAUCGUCUCUCCGCCGCACCUCCUCGCAGUGAGAUGGGGAAGGAGCAGGAACUGCUGGAGGCGGCGCGCACCGGGAAUCUGGCCGCCGUUGAGAAGCUCCUGUCCGGGAAGAGACAAUCGGCUGGUUCGGGCGCUGCGGGUGGUGGCGGUUCGUCCGGGAAUGUCGGGAGCAGCGGGCACAGCGCCUCCCACCCGCUCUCCAGUCUGCUCAGUAUCUGGAGGGGACCAAAUGUGAACUGUGUGGACAGCACUGGAUACACACCUCUACACCAUGCUGCUUUAAAUGGACACAGUGCGGUUGUGGAGGUAUUGCUACGGAACGAGGCUUUGACUAACGUCGCUGAUAACAAGGGCUGUUAUCCUCUUCACCUGGCGGCGUGGAAGGGAGACCAGCGUAUCGUCAAACUACUCAUCCAUCAGGGUCCAUCUUACCCCAAACUCAAUGAACAGAGCUCUCUAGACUACAAAGAGUUCAAACGCUGUGGCCCAUUUGACCCCUAUAUUAAUGCCAAGAAUAAUGACAACGAGACGCCGUUGCACUGUGCGGCUCAGUACGGUCACUCUCAGGUGGUGCAGUUACUGUUGGAGGAGUUGACCAAUCCCACCAUGCGCAAUAACAAGUUUGAGACGCCACUCGAUCUGGCCGCACUGUACGGCAGGCUGGAGGUGGUCAAACUUCUGCUGAGUGCUCACCCCAAUCUACUCAGCUCCAACACCAAGAAACACACCCCUCUCCACCUGGCCUCCCGCAAUGGACACCUGUCCGUGGUGGAAGUGCUGCUGGCCGCCGGCGUGGAUAUCAACUACCAGACAGAAAAAGGCAGUGCCCUACAUGAAGCUGCUCUUUUUGGAAAGACAGAAGUGGUACAAAAGCUUCUCAGUGCAGGAAUUGAUGUGAAUAUCGUGGACAGUAAGAAUCUAACAGCGCUGGACACUGUUAGAGAUAUGCCCUCUCAAAAGAGCCGACAGAUUGCCGCGCUUAUACAAGCUCAUAUGAGUGGCCAUCAAUCAGACAUGAGCCUCCCCCCUCCACCAGUGCCUCCACCUCAAGACAACCUGAGCCCCAAGAGAAAAGGAGAAAUGGAGCAGCAGGUGAGUGAGUUGAUUUCUGGUUUGGCUCCAGCCCCUGUUGAAGAGAGUCCAUAUGAAGCUCUGUUUGAAGCUUCAUCGUGUCACUCGCUCGACAGUCUCGCUAGCGGAAAAUCAUCGGACAGAGACUCCGGACGACCGGAUAGCGAAGCUGGGAAGAAAGAGCAGCAUCCUCCUCAGAGUCAGUCUGCUCAUGCACAGGAAGAGGAUCUCAGCUCUGAGGCGGUUUACACCAACAGCAGUGUGGAUGAACGUGUUGAGCUGCUGGAGGAGGAGGACCACACAUAUGAACUGUUGCUCACUGCACAGACCAAGAUUCCCAACACAACACACAACAAAACAGAUGAGGAAGUCUCAGCCAAGUCUUCCAACGGCGUUCUACCUCAGCAGAAGACCACCGCACACAUUGACCUACGACCUCCAUCAUCUAACACAAACACACUGCAGCCACCUGCACCUACGUUUAGCACAGGCCAGACGUCUGGAGAGAGCUCAUCGCACAGUCAGGAUAUAAGCGGCAACGUCCCUGAGCAGUUCACUGGUCUGCUUCACGGUUCGUCACCGGUGGUCGACUGUCGGGAGGAAGCUUUCAGACUGCCGUCUUCUGCAGUGAAGUCCACUGAGGGUGCCAACACUUCGACAUCCAAAAGCUCCGCCCCUCUUCCCCAUCCCACCUCAGCCACCAUGGAAGCUGUUCUUCAGCACAACGACCCCAACGCUAUCUACGCCACAGUUCACAAAGAGCCACGGGACUCGACUAAACACAGCUCGCCAGCUCGUGAUUCAGCGUCGCCGAGGAGGAUGCCUCCCCCAGGUGAUCUCAAGCUAGCUCGGAGUCUUUCAAAAUCCGACUCGGACCUUCUCGUGUCCCCGCCCGGCGAGGAAGAGACUGGGUUGGGUGGACGAAGUGAGUCUGUGUCCAACUGCAGCACUGCCAAGAGGAGUCUAGAAAAAUCACCUUCGUUCACAUCAGAAUGGGACGAGAGACACAGGCAUUCUCUCUCUAUUCCAUGGAGACGCCGGCCUACCCAAAAAAUUGAGAAGAUUAUGACUCUCAUCGGAGCCGGCAUUGAUUUCUCCAAAGACCAGGAGUGCCCUGCUUCAGGUGGAGCCGGGCGACUAAUUGAUCAGCCGGUUGGUGAUUGGUUGGAGCAUAUAGGCCUUCCACAGUAUGAGAGUAAGCUGCUGCUCAAUGGCUUUGACGACCUGCGGUUCAUGGGAAAUGACAUAAUGGAAGAGCAAGAUCUGAGAGAAAUAGGCAUCACAGAUCCAGGACAUCGUAGGAAGAUCCUGAACGCUGCUCGCUCUUUUCCAAAGGUGAAAGCAUUAGGCUGUGAUGGCAGCACAUCUCUCGCUGCCUGGUUGGACAUCUUGGGUCUUCAGGAAUAUUUGCACAACUUCCUGUCCAGUGGCUUUCGCACAUUAGACUGUGUGAAGAAUCUUUGGGAACUAGAGAUUGUUAAUGUGCUAAAGAUCACCUUGUUGGGCCACAGGAAAAGGAUCAUUGCAUCAUUAGCUGAACGACCCUAUGAGGAGCCUCCCGUCAAACCACCCCGCCUCUCGCAGAUCAGAUGUCAGGAUCUGAUGUCCCAGACGUCCUCUCCUCUUAGUCACUCUGAAUCGUACACACACUCUAUGGACCCUCUGUUGGCUGUAGGGGAUUCUGGGAGGAGGAGAGGUCCCGACUCAGACUAUGAUCUGGCCAUCCGACAACGACCCAAUGACAGACCGCAACCACAGGAGAGCUAUGAGGAAAGUCAACGGGAACCUCGAUUGACCUUACGACCCCCAAGUCUGGCAGCACCGUACACCCCGGUCCAGAACUGGCACCAUCAGCCCGAGAAGCUCAUCUUCGAAUCGUGCGGUUACGAGGCCAACUAUCUCGGCUCAAUGCUGAUUAAGGAGCUCAGAGGAACAGAGUCAACGCAGGACGCCUGUGCUAAAAUGAGGAGGUCGACAGAGCAGAUGAGGAAGAUCCCCACGAUCGUCCUCUCCAUCACGUACAAGGGUGUGAAAUUCAUUGAUGCUGCCAACAAGAACGUCAUUGCAGAACAUGAGAUCAGGAACAUCUCAUGUGCAGCUCAGGACCCAGAGGACCUCUGCACGUUUGCUUACAUCACUAAAGACCUGCAGAGCAGCCAUCAUUACUGCCACGUCUUCAGCACCGUAGACGUGAAUCUGACCUAUGAGAUAAUUCUGACCCUGGGACAGGCGUUUGAAGUAGCCUAUCAGCUGGCACUGCAGGCCCAGAGGACCAGACAGCAGCAGAGUGCAGCAGGAGGGGCGGAAAUCAUCGAGACCAAGAGCAGCAGACCCAUCCCCAAACCACGAGGGAGUAUGCGCAAGUCAGGGGUAGAGGCAAUGGAUGUGGACCCUCACGGUCAGAGCAGCACUGAGUGGAUCAUGGACUCCAAAGAUCCCAAACGCACCGUUAGCACCAAGUACGAGACCACCAUAUUCUGAUUGGACGUUCCUCUGCUCCCCCACGUCCCCUCCCCUCACACCUUUUCCAUUUGCUCUGUGCCUUCACUCUCUAGAUAGACUGUGAUCUCCCCUCGUCGCCAUGACCGAAUUCCUUCUUUCUUGCUCUCCUCUGCACAUGGAAGCCACCUCUCCCUUCACCUGUUCUUUUCUCUCUGCCUGUCUUGCACAGUCCUGCUGAAGUCUACCUUUUUUUUUGUGCUCUUGCUGUCCAACAAUCCUUUGAGGUCCUACUCGUCUAAAACAAACUCUUUCUGAGCAAACACUUUCCCUCAAUAUCUCUCUGCCCCUCUAAGAACCUUCCAGAUUCUCAGUCCUAAAAUAGCUUGUUAAGUUCUUAUAGGUAUACCGCUCAUUAUAGAAACAUUCUCUACCCUUUAGUCUCACCAUAACUGCCGAUUUAUGUCCUCCUUCCCCUUUGGUGACAGAAUCAACUGGGUUUUUUUUUUUUUUUUUUUUUUUUUACCAGGUUUAGAUCCCGGACGAGCCCCCGAUUUUUGCACUCUGCUGCUUUUUAAACACAGGGCAAUCAUUGCCAGGUUUUAACAGUAGAAAUUAACAUGUUAAGAUGUAACACAUAACCAAAGACAAGCUUUGCUCUGGACCAGAACAUCUGUUUUCAAAUCUGAAGAAACUAAAACGUGUAACAUUUCCUACUCCAUGCUGCCAAUGGACUUUCACCUUCAUCAUCCUUAAUGAUGUUUUUUCCUCUUAAUGUGUUUAUCUUUCUUUUUUCCUCUUCUCUGAUGCUUGUCUCUAUCAGGCGUCGACCACAGUGAGGCACUGCUGAAGAACUCAUUCACAUCCUCUUCCUCCUUCAGUUUGAACUAAAACUCCUGAGCUGUACUAAACAUGUAGCAUCAGAUCAAAAGUAUCAACACUGCCAAGGAUUACAAUAGCAAACAUUGUGACAUUUAGUAUUUUUUGUUGUUGUUUUGUUACAGCCUGGCCUCAUCAUUUUUCCCAUGGACUAUCAGGACUAGAUGGGUUUUCAUUGUCAUUUAUGUUAAUAUGCAUCUCUAAUAGAUGAUCUCACUAUAUUUUAUGUCCAGAUUGGAUGUUAGACAGCUGGUAGAUGCUACCUUUAGUGUUCAAGAAGAUAACUGAGUUGGGAAUCGAAUGACUUCACUGUAAAUUUAAUUUUGCUGCCAAAUAUGGAUUUGCGUUUAGCACUGUGAUAUGACGUAUUGUCUUAAGUCUCAAAUAGUAGACCAGGCUGGGCCUAAAUGUCUAACAAAUCACAAAGAUGAACACUCACUGAGCUCUUUAUUAGGAACACCUAUACACCUACUUAUUCAUGCAAUUAUCUAAUCAGCCAAUCGUGUGACAGCAAUGCAAUAAGCUUCAGUUAAUGUUCACAUCAACCAUCAGAAUGGGGAAAAAAAUGUGAUCUCAGUGAUUUCGAUCAUGGCAUGAUUGUUGGUGCCAGAUGGCUGGUUUGAGUAUUUCUGUAACUGCUGAUCUCCUGGGAUUUUCAUGCACAACAGUCACUAGAGUUAAUUCAGAAUGGUGCCAAAAACAAAAACAUUGUUUUGAUCUUGUUGAUGAGAGAGGUCAAUAGAGAAUGGCCAGACUGGUUCGAGCUGACAAAAGGCUACAGUAACUCGGAUAACCACUCUUUACAAUUGUAGUGAGCAGAAUAGCAACUCAGAAUGCACAACACGUCGAACCUUGAGGCGGAUUGGCUACAACAGCAGAAGACCACGUCGGGCACUUUAUAAGCACCAUAGUGUUCCUAAUAAAGUGCUCAGUGAGUUUAUCUGAAAAGAACAAAAUUAAUAUUGACUGCUUUUUUUUUAGGCGUUAUCAAGUGGUACUAGCAGAAUAAGCAUCGUGAAAUCAGUGACGUUUAGAACGUCGGUUUCGCACAAGAGUGUCAUGGCACAUCACCCUGAGAUGUUGCUUGGAAAUGCUGUUUUGUCUAUAAUUUUCCUGGAUUUUAAGAUAGAAAUUUAAUCAGAUGUACUAGCCUUAUCAACAUGCAAUCUAUGUGAUUCCAAUCUUCAUGCAAUCAUGUAAAGGAUAGGUGCUUAAACCUUUACAAAUAUGUAGAACUUACCGGAAAUAAAUCGCAUCACAAGGUUAUCGAGAUUAUACCAUUGACACACUGGUAGCCAGUUUCUGCCCAUUUUUUGUCAAAUCCCAUUACAGUUGGGAUAAUUAUGGAGAGAUGACUCAAUCAAUGUAGUAAUUGAACAUGUAUGGUCAUACAGAAGUUAUUUAUUGCCAUAAUCAGCAUCUUAAUGUUUGUUACCACAGAAAAUAAUUUGUUUCUCAUAUUUAAAAAGAAGCAAAAAUCACAAUUACAUUGAGGCACUUACAAUGGAAGUAAAUGCGGCCAGUCCAUAAACAUUAAAAUACGCACAGUUUCAAAACUAUAUCCACAAGACGUAAAUAUUAUACAUGUUAACAUGACUUUUGUGUGAUAAAAUCUAUUAUGAACUUUUUCUGUGUAAAGCUAUAUCCAACAGUACAACUUUGUUGCCUUGAUGACACAAUGCUGGUAUACCCUGUAUUUGAUUUUAUGACAAUAAAAUCUUGCUAAUGCAUAAUGUUUAUGUCUUGUUGCUAUACUUUUGAAAGAGUGUGUACUUUAGCAUUUAUGGACUGGCCUCAUUCACUUCCAUAGGAAGUGCCUAACAGCACACCAUGAUUUUUGCUUAUUUUUAAAUAAACGAGGGACGAGUUGAAAUUAUUUUCUGUUGUAAACAGCAAUAUGCUACAAAGGCUGUCUACCUUGUGUUGAACCUGGAACUUUUCUUUAAUUAGACUAAAAUCUACUUUUAUUGCCUGCUUCUCCUUCCUGCAUGAAAUUUUACUUAUUUCCUUUUUAUGUCAUUCGGUUUGUUCUGUUUCCGUGCAAAAAUCCUAUGUCCUCUGAUACAAACUUUUCCCAUUGGAAUCCACGAGGUAGCCAUUUGUAAUGCCUAAUAAAAAUGCCUGAUUGAUAAAUGCCUUGAUUGCCCAAUCAGAAUAGAGUAUUCCAAAUAGCGGUGUUUUAAUAAUAAUAGCUAAUUAAAGUAUAUCCUUUGACAAUUUAAUAUCAUUAUAUGAUUCAAUGAAAAAAAUUGGUAUUACCAUAUUUAUCAUUGAGAGUGCAAAGUCAUGGUUUGAUAUGAUUAUGUGUAGUAUUUUGCAUUGGGUGUACUAGCUUAGCAUGCUAAUCGGUUGACAUGCUAACUAUAAGCUAACUGAAAACAUAAAAGGGAGAAAUGUUUAACACUUUUUUGAUUGUUAUAUUGAGUUAAAUAAACAGUGGCAUACAAACUAAAAUAACACCAGAAACAUUUAUAAUAAAAACAGGGUAAAAUCUG